Molecule: messenger RNA, 2994 nt
Organism: Lytechinus pictus (painted urchin)
Lineage: Eukaryota; Metazoa; Echinodermata; Echinoidea; Temnopleuroida; Toxopneustidae
Product: F-box only protein 42-like
Exons: 4
Coding region: 203-934 (243 amino acids)
Cellular component (GO): SCF ubiquitin ligase complex
Molecular function (GO): protein binding; ubiquitin-like ligase-substrate adaptor activity
Source: RefSeq, a predicted model, not a curated record
ACAUCCUUUGCGUGUGCUAUCAAUGGAGACUACCACGGUUCGUGAGACAACGGAAUCCACUUGUCAAAACAACGCGAAGUGUUCUAAUAUUUGUUCAUAUUAUGUAGAUUGUGAAGAAUAUUGAUCCCAUUCAGGUCUGACUGGAUAUAAUUCUUGUGUCUGGACCAUUUCACACUGUAAAUCACAUCCAAAGGACGCGAAAAUGGAGGACACAGAAGAUGAUGCCCCAUCGUCUCCACUACCGCCUGAAUUCAUUAUCAAUGAUCUGCCGGAAGAAAUAUUGGAGCGUGUGUUGUCCUAUCUAUCUCCGUACAACGAAGUGCAUGUUGCUGCACGGGUUUGCAAACUAUGGAGACGUCUGAUCCAAGGAGUGGUGUUGAAGCGAAAGCAGGCGUUUGUCAAUGCCGCGUGCGAAGGUGUACUGAAAUGGAGUUCAUGUGAAUGCCCAUCCACACCAGUGACUGGGCGAAACUCUCACAGUGUAGCAUACAUCAAUGGACAUAUUUACUUCUUUGGAGGGUGUUCUGGAUCGAGGACAGCUUUUAACGACAUGUGGAAUCUUGACCUGAGCACGCGAGAAUGGACGCGGGUAUUGGCAUCAGGUUCAUACCCGAGCCCCAAGGGAUCAGCCACCAUGGUCAACUACAAAGGAAACCUGAUCCUUUUCGGCGGACUGGCCCCACCCGUGCCCCACCCACCUCACCUUGCACCUCAAAUAUUCAACGAGCUUCAUGUCUACCGCCCUCACAAGAACAAGUGGUCCUGCGUGGCGACGAGUCCGUCCCCUCCACCAAUGGCUGGUCAUUCUGCGAGCAUUGUGGGAAGCAAGAUGGUGGUGUUUGGUGGACUCCUGGAAGGCCAGCAAAGCUUCUUUAUCCAAUUCGUGUUCGUACACUGUACCUCCAUGCUCUGUCUAUGCCAAGCAGCGUUAUAGUGAUUUGUAAAAUUUCCCAGCUGAAUUAGUGGUGUUGUGAAGGGUAAGCAUGUUUUCCACAACUGUCUCUUUACUCCUCUACGGCAAAAUAUGCCCUUCUUCACUCUUAUUGCAUUUUAUGAGGUUGGUAUUGUUCCUCUAAUCUCUCUCUCUCUACCCUCCCAGUAUCUUGUAUCUACCCUCAUGUACACAAUUUAUCUGUUUGUGAGCAUAUGUACCUCUCUUGCUCCUCUCUCUCCUUCCCUCCCCCUUUCUCUGUUCCUACAUGAGUACGUCCCUCAUUUGAUCUUUUUCCUGAUCCUGCUAUCCCUUUGCGUAUCCCUCCCUCCCUCCUCCAUCUCUGUCUCUUCUAUCUCCAUCCUCCGUCUGUCCCUCCAUUUGUCCUUCCAUCCACCCCUCCAUCCUCCCUCUUCCCCUCUUUUUCCCUCUCCCCCCCUUUCUCUGUCUCUCUUCCCUCCAUCCCUCAAUCUCUCCCAACAUGUACACCCUUUUCCCUUUCCAUCUGACUGUCCCUUCCUCUUCUUUUUCACCCCUCUCUCUCUCUCUCUCUUUCUCUCUGUCUCUCUUGAUUGUUGACGAGCGCGCAGCCGAAACGCUGUGACGAGUGCGACACAAGAUUUCAUUAGGCCUGCCCAUCAGGCAUAUUUGUGUUCUCCUGAAGACAUGUCCCGUGAUGUGUUCGGAUGAUGAUUGCUGAGGGAAUGACGACACCACUUUCAGUACGCCUCAUUCAAGGACUAGUCUUUAAAAAAUAGUCUCCGUUGAUGCUCAUCACCAUAUAAAUUAGGCUGAAAUUACUCUGUUCAUAUACAUAAUGGUAGCAUGGGGAAAUGAUAUUAUCUGAAAUGGAGCCAUUUUUAUCUUGUGUUCGUGUCAAGCUACAUGUGCACUAUGUAUUGAAUCAAUUAGAUCAAUGCACAUGCAUGGGUCUUGUUAAUUUUCAUAUUUUAGGGGUGAAUCAUCUUUUGUCCUCAUGUAUUUUUUUGAUAUGAUGAAAAAUGUGAUUUAGGCUUCAUUACACGUUUUGAAUGCAGAAGCGAAAGCUAAACAUUUCCAUGUCUUUGUUUUAUAUAAUUCACAUUUUAGGUUUUGAGCUUUGUGUUUUUUCCAAAGUUUGACCCCUUUGAUAGUCAUGUAGGUCAAGUUAGCUUCAUUUAUGGCACAUCUAACAUUGAAAACUUGCCCCCCCCUCCCCUUCCCCAUAGGGCAGCAUGACAUUAAAUAUGAUUCCUUUUCAUUUCAUUCAAGUGAUUGGGCCAUUUAAUAUUGUUUGGCAGAAUGAAAAAAAAAAAGGAAAACACAUUUUCUACUUGUAACGUAUUGCAUUGCAUUUUAUGAUUUAUGAAUCUUCGAAGGAGAAAAAUUUCCUAUUAUCAUAGGCCUACAUGUACAUGAUCACUUUAUAAUUACCAAGAUAAUUGCAUGACGAACUUUCAAUGAGGGAUUAUUUUAUUGCUUUUAUGAUUAGAUUACAAAUCAACAACAGAAACUCUAUGCUUACAUGAAAAGGUAUUAAAAGCGAAACUCUACCAUCAGGGUUUGUAUUCAUUUACAGGAGUAACAUUUACUUGAAGAGAAAGGUAUUAGCCUUUGAAAAAUGAUUUAUUCUGAUAUGGCAGAUUUAAAGGUUUAUUAAACAGAACCGAAACCUGUUUGGAUUGAAGUUGGAGAAACUCAGCUAGGGGGAAAUUGAAAUGAGUUGAAUGAUAUAAAGUAAUGGGAACGGAUUCCUUUCCUACCAGACUGUUAUUAAAUGUCAAAUGGAAGCACUUCUUUAAAUGUCACUUCCUUGUAAACAUUUGUCAGGAAUGAAAGAUAGUGUCCUACCAUUAUUAUAUCUUAUGGCUAACACUAGGUAUUUCAAAUAAUUCCACUGCACUCAAUAGCAUAUACAUGUACAUGUACCUUUGAUAUUUGAUGGAUCAGUUGAAGUUCACUGACACUUCAAGAUAUCAUUAUUUUGCCAAUAAUUUCUUAAUUAAGAGUGAAUAGAAUACAAGGAACAAUAGAACAGAUAUUUGCUACACCACUUCUUUUAUUCUACAUACCAGUACUGUAUU